ACCGACAUCCUCGAGCAUUUCCGGACAUUUUCCUUCCUUUGACAUUUCUCCGACUCUCCCCACUCCCUCGCAGACGGCCCUGAGGAUCGCCAUGUUCGGCCCGGGCCUCGUCGCCUGGUUGACGACGCUCUCGGCCCCAGUCGCCCUGGCACAAGCGGUAUGGCAACCCAACCAGGUUUCCACAAGGAUAUGCUACUGGCAGCAGCUUCGAGCGGCCGUCCUUCAUGACACGGUCUAUCUAGACGGUGGGGCUCUGUACUGGGAGCCAAGGUUCGCGGACGGCUCUGCAGGAGUGCCGACCUUCGACAACAACCUGGCAGGUCUCAUUUACACCCUCAACUUCAGCACGCCCUUCAACACGACCCAGAACAUCUCGGCCAUCCUGGGCACGCUGGAAACCGGCGGGGGCGACACCAACAGCCGCGCCCCAAACUACCUAGAUGGUGCCCUCCUCGGCAACGAUUCCGAGUUCUGCCUCUACGGCGGCAUGAGCGCGCCGUCGACGGGCUCCUCAGAUCCGCCGGGGGACUCGGUCCUAUGCUACCAAGCGUAUCAGUAUGGCGCAGACAAGCCCCGCUUCAGACCGGGCUUCAUAGACAGAGAUCUCGGCGAGAACGUGACCCGCUACGUUGCCUACGGCGGCGCCGCCAGCGCGCCCUCUGAGAAUCUCGCCUGGUACUUUUCCGGUCUGCGCUCCCCCACUUGGGGCAAGAUCUAUAUGCCCCCUUACGAUGGCGGCGGUGCCACUUUUGCCAAUACCGUCUCUAACCGGCUCAUCACGAUGGAUAUGGCUAAUCCGGUGAGCGUGACCUUCACCAACGACACGCUACCCCGCAACAUUCCCGGGCGUGCGAAUCCGGAACUGGUCUGGGUUCCGGUGGGUUUCCGCGGUGUUCUCGUCGCCCUCGGAGGCGUCGUGUAUCCGGAUUGGGUCAACGCUUCGAACCCACGCUCAGCCAACGAAACAGCUAGCAGAGAGCAAAGCCCCGAGUUCAUGUCCACCAUCGACAUCUACGACGUGGAGAGCCGCGAGUGGUAUCGGCAGAAGACCACCGGUGGACCCGGCCAGCUCGCGCGCGGGUGUGCCGUCGUCGCCCGCGCGCAGGACGGCUCGAGCUUCAAUAUCUACUACUAUGGUGGCUACGACGGCAUUCACAUGACGGAACGCUACAAUGACGACGUCUGGGUCCUGUCGCUGCCGUCAUUCACCUGGGUCAAGCUAACGUCGAGCCAAGUAGACGGGCGCGCUGGGCACAAGUGUGUCUCGCCGUACCCCGACCAGAUGCUGGUCAUCGGAGGAUACCCAUCCCUCCAGGGAUAUCUCCCCAGCUGUCUCCGGGAAACGAUCAGGGUGUUUAACCUCUCCACGGGCGAGUGGCUGGACCGGUACGACCCUGCCGUCUACGCCAACUACACCGUCCCCAGCGCCGUCGUCGCCAAGAUCGGCGGGUCCGGCACCGGGGGCGCCACGGCGACGAGCCCGAGUCCGUCCUGGGACGCGACCGAACUGGCGAGCAUCUUUGCCAAGGAGUAUCCGACGAGCAAGAUCACGACGUACUACCCGUACGCCUCAAACGCCCCGGUCGACAACACCAACCCGAGUGUGCCAACAACCCCGGCCGACAAGGACGAAGGUGGUGGCGUGCCGUCGUUCCUUCCGCCCGUCCUUGGCGUCGUGCUCGGAUUGGUCUUCGUGACCAUGGUGGCUGUCCUGAUCCUCCUCUGGAGGCGCCGUAGGCUGCUGCGUAAAGGCGGCGGCGCUAUGAGCGAGGCUGGCACCAUAGACACCAACAAAAACCGCAUAGCCUUGUGGCUGCGCGGUCAGAACAACGCGUCGCCCGAGGUCAAGGCUCCGACGGUGGCCACCUCAUCUGACUAUUUGCCUGUGAAUUCGACAGAACCCACAGACCACAGCCCUGGUACUAAUGCGACCCCCUUGUCGAUUGCCGAGAUGAUGGACACCGGAGUGCAGAGGCCGGUCGAACUGCCAGCAGACACAGCCAGGCCAGCGGAGCUCCAGUCCUCCAAGCCCUCCCCGGAGGCAGCAGUCGCCAUGCAAGCUUCCCUCAACAACCACGCGUACUACCAGUCCACCCACCAGACCGGCCACGCCAACUCGUCCGCGUAUUACACGGCUCCCCCCGUCCCGCAGGAGGAGUCCCCCAUCCUGCACCGCCCGGACUCGGACGCCCUGGGCCGCGCGCCCGCGACUAGCAGCGCCACCACCCCGACGUCGGCCGGCACGUCCCCCGUAACGACGGGGGCCCCGGCACAGGGAGCGAGCGGCCGGUCCAACAAGGUGGUCUCGGGCAUCUCGAGCCUCUCGGAGCGCGACCGCGCCCACCUGCGGCAGAUCAGCGACACCACCGUGUCGUCGGUGACGACCGCCCCCGUCGGGCCGAGCGGCACCACCGCCGCCGCCACUACUACCGCCAACAAUGCCAACAACCUUGUUACCGGCAGCGGCGGGAGGGAGACGGUGGUCAGCAACGUGAGCUUGCUCAGCAGCCCGGGAGGCGGGCCGCCGACGGUGGUGGAGAGCCCCGCAGCCGUGUCGCCCCCGACGGCGACGGCCGGGCCCGGCGAAGGGGGGGACUACCUGGGCAUCAGGCCGCCGACUGGGUCUCAGCAGCAGCAGGGUGGGCCGGGACCGUCGAGUCCGUCGAGGCGGAGCGUCUUCUCGGAGAAUCUGGAUAGCGGGACGACCGGGGACACGGGAGGACAGCGGCAAGGGAGAUGAGGAGGCGCGUGGUGGACGGGCACGAAUUAUGAAUUGACAGUGGUGGAAAGAAAGAAAAAAAAAGGGGGGGGGGAGGUUUGAAAUGAGCCUUUCUUCGGUUACCUAUAUAUAUGUCUUGAGGAGAGUAAUGUGUGCGAUGAUGACGAUGAGUUCAGCCUGGCGUUUGGGUCUCGGGAUGGUUGAUAAUCGGGUGGCUUGGA
This is a messenger RNA of Thermothelomyces thermophilus ATCC 42464, 2940 nucleotides long. RefSeq lists its product as uncharacterized. The transcript is spliced from 6 exons. Lineage: Eukaryota; Fungi; Ascomycota; Sordariomycetes; Sordariales; Chaetomiaceae. Bases 92 to 2740 code for a protein of 882 amino acids. Gene Ontology annotation, molecular function: protein binding. Gene Ontology annotation, cellular component: cell cortex of cell tip. The record is from RefSeq and is a predicted model, not a curated record.